CCACAUCAAGAUCCCACACCCCCUACAAAAUGCCACCACUUGCAUCAAACUGGGACAUCUCCUAUCCCCAAAUUAAAAUAGAACCCUAAAACCAAACCCACAGAAUCUGAUUACCCAUCAAUCUAUGAUUCACCAUUUUCUUCGGAAAUCCCAAUAGGAUUCCCCUUUACCAGUCCCACAAAACACGCUUUAUCACACAGAGACCAACAUACAUAGUUAAUUUGGGUCUUCUAGGAGUACGAUCUGUCUUUCUGAGACAACCUCAGCAAUCAAUCAUGCCGUCAGGCGCUAAGAGGAGAAAGGCCGCCAAGAAAAAGAAGGAGAACGAGACCCUUAACCUAACCAACCCUCAAGGAGAUGAAGGGAAAUCGAGGGAUGAAAAAGGAAGUGAUAGUGGUCAGGUUGGCUCUAAACAUCAAGCUAAAGAAUGGAGACCAGUGGCUAAAGAUAAGUCUGUAGAUGGAGAUUCUAGUGAUGCAGAGGCUGUACGGAAAGAUGGUGUUGUUAGAAUUGAGAGGGACUCGAAGGAGGGUCCCAAGAGCAAUAAGAGUGCCGGGUCUGGAAAGGAAUCAAGUAAAGCUUCGAGCAGUAGCAGUAGCUGUAGCAGUAGUAGUUCAGACGAUGAGUCUCAUGUUGUUGACAGGAGAGGGAAGGAGAAGAGUGAUGCUAGUGUUUCAGAGGUAAAACCUGCUACUGUCUCAGAGACAAAACCUGCUAGUGUUUCAGAGGAAAAACCUGCUAGUGUUUCAGAGGAAAAAUCUGCUAAUGUUUCAGAGGAAAUACCUUCUAGUGAUCUAGUUACAUCUGUUGAUUCUUUACUAGCAGAAGUGACUCACUCUGCUGGAGAUGCACCAGCUAAGAAGCCUACAAGUUUAGAUGCAGAGAAGACCCUGUCAUUUGGUUCUGAUAAGCCUGUAACUUCUGAGCCCGAGAUGACGGUUCACCUUACAGAAACUACUCAAGUUGACGGUCUAGUGAUCUCUGGUACAGUGGUAAAACCGUCGCUGAAUAAUGGUUCAGAGAAAUUGUUGCCUACUGGGGAUCCAGAAAGUUUGACAGAUUCUUUACCAGAAAAAAUCGAGAGUAUGGUGACUCCUAUGCCAAUUGAGAAUGGCAAAGCAUCUCCAAGUGCGGCGGAAUCUGUAUCUAAAGAAAAUGGGAGUAAAGUAUCGCCAUCAUUAGAUGUUUCUCCCUCUCAAACUAGUAAUGAUGCUGGAUCCAUUAAAGAGUCCAAUCCUCCAGAGUAUUCUGAAAGCCAGCCUCUAGUAGCUCCUGCCCCACGAGUGGUGGAAAAAACUUCUUGGUUUGGUUGCUGUGGAAUUCUGGAUGUGGUAACAGGUUCAAGGAGAUAAAUUCAGGAUCCAAGCAUGACGGUUCAGUCAGACUCUUUGAAGCUUGUGAAGUGAAAAAUCGGGUCCGCAAAAUUUAUGAUACCUUAUAUGUCAGUAGAACUUCGAGUUUCUUCCCUCCCCCCACAAAAGAAUAAUGGGCAAGAGGCCUCCUUUGGUACAUCAUCUUAAAAGUUGUGGUUAUAGUUUGAGGAAUAGUAGGCAGCUGAAUAUAUACAGCUUUACAAACUUCAUAUCUUGUUUAAUUUUGCAGAAUAGUUUCUUUUGACAUUGUAGGGAAAUGAACGACCUUAAAAUUGCAAUUUUUAUUAGUAUGAAUAUUCUGGUGUCCUAGAUCAUUGAUCAUGGUUUUUUUUCCUAAAUAAUACUC
Messenger RNA from Argentina anserina (silverweed cinquefoil), 1719 nucleotides. RefSeq names its product suppressor protein SRP40-like. The record is from RefSeq and is a predicted model, not a curated record. The transcript is spliced from 4 exons. NCBI's taxonomy places the organism in Eukaryota, Viridiplantae, Streptophyta, Magnoliopsida, Rosales, Rosaceae. Bases 276 to 1352 code for a protein of 358 amino acids.